GGUCAUCACGGUAACAAGUAGCAAAAUACUAAAAGAAAUUUCUUUUCAAAACAAGUUCAAAGUUUUACACCGUAAAACCUAAGUUUUACUACUUUUUUACAUGAUUUAAUAAAAUAUUCAAACAAUAGUCGUGUUUAUAUUGAUUUAAUAGUCAAAAGAAAGCAUAAAAGAUGUCACUUUUUAAGAAACCUAAAAAGCCAGCGCAAAUAAACAGAAGAGUUUUCUCAAGCGAAAUUGAAAACAUGGAUGUAGAUGAGGAGGAAGGUCCUGAUGUUGACAUCAAGCCGAAAAAGAAUAAAAAAGAAAGAGACAAGGAUAAAUCAAAUAAGCCUCAGAAAAGUUCACUUCUGAGUUUUGGUGAUGAAGAGGAUGAAGGUGAAACGUUUCAAGUGAAAAAAUCUUCGUUCAGUCGUCGCAUCCAUAAAGAGCGUAAAAAGAAUAAAUCUAAUGAAAAGUCUGAUAAAAACAUUAGUAAAAAUUCUCAAAAUUCCUUUUCCCAUCACGAUAUUAACUCUUAUCAGUCUUCUCCGACUUCUGUGACAAAGGAUUGUACCAAUUUUGUCAAAGAAAUACAAUCAGAUGAAGGAUUUUCGAUUCGACUUAAGAAUUCUAAUCCUGAGAAUUUAAUUCUUAAUGGAAGAGCAGCUCUUUGUGCUGGUCGUGAUGACAUGUCAUCUGAAGAAGAGGAAGAGAAUGAAUUUGAAGAGCAAUCACAACAAGGCCACAGAUUCUCACAGCCUGAUGAAUUUGACUUUAAACUUGUGAGUGGAGCCAUUCCAGAUGCUGCAAUGAUUCAUGCAGCUCGUAAGAGAAGACAAAAAGCAAGAGAACAAGGGGAAUUUAUUGCGCUUGAAGAAAAAGAUCAAGAAGACCAGAAGAAAGGAAAACGAAAUGUUCGAGAAGAAGAUGAGGCUGAAGGAAGUAGCGGCGAUGAACAACGUGUUGACAUGUCAGCAAUCACAGGCGUUAAAGAACUUGAAGAAAGACGAGAACAAUUUUACUCAACGCAUCAGCAAGGAUCAGACGAUGAGUCCGAUAAUGAUAUGAAUGAAUGGGAAAAUCAACAGAUUCGUAAAGGUGUGACCGGUGCUCAACUUAUAUCAGCUCAACAGGAAUCAAUUUACUCUCACUACAUGAUUCAACCAUUUACAAAUUCUUUUGAUAACUCGAAUUCUGAAACAAAGGCUCCAUUGACAACAGCAGAGCUUCUUGAACAAGCGUACUCUCAAACAAAUAUUGAAUUGUCCAAACAUUUGAAGAAAAAAAAGAAGAAGGAAAGUUCGAAAGCGAUGGGAAUUAAAACGCCAAGUGAAAUAUUAAAAAGUAUUAAUGACAAGCUUCGAUCAUCAAGAGAACAAAGUCAUAAAAACUUCUUGCAAAUCGAUAAAAUUGUGGAAGAAAUGAGCGCAACGAAAAUUGAUGUAGAAGAAAGUGUGAAGAAUGGCCCAGUCGCAGCUGCUAAAUAUCGAUUCUAUCAAGAACUCAAACUCUAUGUUGAUGAUUUGAUUGAAUGUUUGAAUGAGAAAUUACCGGAGAUUAUCGCUUUAGAAGAAAAGACAAUUAGUGUGAUGGGAAAAUAUUCAAAAAAGUUGAUUGAAAGAAGGCGACAAGAUGUCAGAGAUCAAGCUAAAGAACUCACAGAUACAAAAUCAUUUAGCAAUAAAAAGACUCCCGAAGAUGAGGAAAGAAUUCGACGUGCUGCUGAACGUGAAGGAAGACGAACAAGACGAAGACGUGAUCGUGAAAAGCUCAACAUGAAUGAGACUCAUAACGAUGGAAUGUCAAGUGAUGAUGAAGUUCCUGACAUUGAAUUAUCACAGUACAGAGAACAACUUGCUCAAAUUAAAAUUGAAGCUGCGACAAUCUUCGAUGAAGUCGUCGAGGAAUAUUGCGAGUUACCACAAAUCCUACAGAAGUUUGACGAUUGGAAAAAGAAAGAUUUGAAUGCUUACAAAGAAGCUUACGUUCAUCUUUGUCUCCCAAAAAUUGUUAAUGUUUUUGUUCGAUCACAAAUGAUUCUUUGGAGUCCAUUUGAAGUUGAAUUUUAUGAAGAUAUCGACAAGAUGAAAUGGUUUCAUUCAGUUGCAAUGUAUGGAAAGACAUCUGAUGAGACUGAAGACAUGUUACGCAAAGAUCCCGACGUAUUUCUUAUUCCCACAGUUAUCGAGAAAGUCGUGCUGUUAAAAUUAACAAAACUUAUCGAUGAAUGUUGGGAUCCACUUUCAACAACACAAACAUUAAAACUUGUCAAAUUAAUUAAUCAAUUAUCGAAUGAUUAUCCUUCACUUCGUAUUACAUCAAAGAAUCUUCAAAAUUUGUUCGUUGUUAUCACAGAUAAGAUGAAGGCAGCACUUGAUAACGAUGUCUUCAUUCCCAUCUUUCAGAAACAAAGUGCAGAUGCAAAGUCUUCAUUCUUUCAACGUCAAUUCUACAGUGGAGUGAAACUCUUUAGAAACUUCAUAAGUUUUCAAGGAAUCGUGGCUGAUAAGACGCUGAAGAAGUUUGCAAUUCUUUUACUUCUCAACAGAUAUUUAUUGUCUGCGAUGAGAGUUUCAACGGCAGCAGAUGGUGUUACAAAAGCUUACACAAUUGUUCUGACGCUUCCUCGAACAUGGCUUGUCGGAGCUGACAAAAGCUUCAUUGAACAUAUCAACAUGUUUGUGAUUUAUGUGACGAGCUUGGAGGGUCAGCUUGACAAGAAGAGUCUGACUUACAAUGAUUCAAUUGAGAAGCUCAAGCAGAUAUCAAAUCGGUUGGAUUUGAUGGUUGCCAAAUAAAAUGAAAAAAAUUCCAAUAAAAGAUUAAAUUUUAAAAAUUUCAAUAAAA
Clunio marinus is the source of this 2826-nucleotide messenger RNA. The record is from the annotation of a GenBank genome assembly. NCBI's taxonomy places the organism in Eukaryota, Metazoa, Arthropoda, Insecta, Diptera, Chironomidae.